This is a messenger RNA of Fusarium verticillioides 7600, 2051 nucleotides long. RefSeq lists its product as hypothetical. The transcript has 2 exons. Lineage: Eukaryota; Fungi; Ascomycota; Sordariomycetes; Hypocreales; Nectriaceae. The record is from RefSeq and is a predicted model, not a curated record. Bases 64 to 444 code for a protein of 126 amino acids.
CCAAAAACUCAGUCUUUACUCUCCUCCCUCCAUCCUCAUUCACAGUCAAAACUAAACCACAAAAUGGAUGACGAAGAUCCCCUCACCAACUUCGCCUUCGGAGAUGCCUCUUCAGAUGAAGCCGAUGAAGCACAGGCAACAAAGUCCCGCCGCACAGGACAGUCAGAAGAAGCUUGGCGAGUAGUCCAGAAGGAGUACAAGGCAAAGGUUGAGAACGGCGAUAUUUACCAGAAGGUCAAGCUCCCACUUGGCCAUGACGCCACCAAGAUGGAUAUUCAAGAGGUUAUCCACGCCGUUGAAGAACACUACUUCUUUCACCGUUAUAGAGAAGCUGAGCUACUAGCUGUUGAGGCCUUGAAGGAUGGCCAAGGGCUCGACCGUGACUCUAGACAGUUGCUGGAAGCAUAUAGAGACAGAUGCCACGGGAAACACGAACAAUCCUAAACAUAUUCACACAACCAACAACCAAAAGGAUCCAGACAGUUUGCUUUAUUACGCUGGGUACGCUGGGACUAUCUCAAUUUCUACAAACAUGCCUUAGUCGCUUCCAUUGCCCAUCGAGAGGCUGAUCUCCAAAAUUACCCUUGAAAGCACUCGUUGAAGAACCUUCAUUACAGCGAAUGCCCCAACUACCAGGCCCAAAAGAGAGAUCCUCUACACCAAAUAAGUCACCAGCUUUCCCCAGGCUCUCUGCCCUCGUACAUGGCGGUACCAAGCUCAGUACUUGAUCGGGCCAGUGAAUCUGCCUUGGAAUGUUGCCGGCUUUUUGGCAAAACGUGACGAACCCAAGCCCUUAGGCCUUCCGAGCACAGAGUGGUUGGUUGAAUCCUCCACCUGCUUCGGAUUCUUCUCUUGUUCCGCAGUUGCAACACCAGGGUCCGUAGCAUUGCCAUUCACAGGAAUCUCGCUUGCCUUGGCAUCUCCGAGGCCGGAAGCAAACUCAUGGGAGACUGGCUUGCCAAACAUGUUGAGGCAGGUACGAAUGAUGUCCAGGAGACCCUCUCGCACUUGUUCACCACGCUCAUGCAGGGGACCGUGGCUAAGAGCGUGUUCGAGGAUUUCAUACUCAAUCCCAUCGAUACUCUGACUAGAGUGGUUCCCCAGGGCAGCGACCUGCUCCAGAACCUGGUUUAGCAACUGACUCAGCUGUACGGUUUCAUGCCACAGACUGUGAAUGUUGCUGUUAGCUGGCGCUCCCCAAGUGUCAUCCAUCAUGAUAAGGGGCUCUUGCUCCGCGGUGGGCACCUGAUGAGAUGAAUCGUUGACAACAGGGAUUGAAGCAUCGGACGCCGUUUCCGCAAUGGGGCUGGCGGCCAUCAAGAGGUCGCCGUCGUCCUCCGCCUUGCUUUCCUCAAUCUGAGACUUGUCGCUGUUUUGCUUCUGAUGAUCUAGUAGAGCAUUCUGAAGCUUGAUCAGAUUCAUCUUGAAAUCCUGCGCAUCGCUGACUGUAGCAAAGCGAAGCUUCUCCGAGAAGGGCCUAGUCUUCACUUUGAUGGUACACAAGAGGCCGUCGAGGACUGGCUGCUCAAGUUCGAGAGCAUUGUGGAUUCGGAGGCCCUUAGUGUCAUUUCGAAUCUCUAGAAUGCCGUCGCUCUCUGCGAUGAUCUUGACAGCAAUGUGUGUGACAACACUGAGUGCCUCAGCCUUUCCGGGAAUGAGGUGGCACUUGCUUUUGUACAAGAAGUGUUCCGAUGCAACAAGUUCCUGGGCACCCUCAUCCUGCUUUUUCGUGAUGUGAGUAGCCAGAGGCGAAGGCUCUUCACGAUUGGUUUGAGAAGCUGUCUCCGUAGGUCCCGGGCCCCAUCUCGCUGUGGCCAUAUUAACAUUAUACUGUUCUAUAAUUCUCAUCACACAGGGCUUCUAACCGGGUGUCGUGGGUUUGAACUGAACGGGAGUUCCCCGAGACUGACGUGCAGAGGGCGCUCUACCAGGAGCAGAUUUAGCUGGAGCAUCUCUAUCGAAGGUGUUAGAAGAUCUAAUUGCUGUAGGCAGAAAGACUUACUCGUGAAAUAUGAUGGUCGGAAGUUUCUCUCUUCUCUGGCCUUUUGCCC